GCUGGGAGAAGUCUUGUGUUGGGAGUCCAGGGAGCACUGCUGAACUGACAGGGAGAUCUUGUCGCCCGAAAACUGGGGUCUCAUCUCCACCGGAAGUGGGGAGUGGAAGGUCACAGGCAUCAGAACACCAGAGAGGAGCUGCACAGAGGCUCCCGGGGGGCCGUGGGAUAUUCUCCACCCACUGUCCCCGGCUGCUGCACCCCUGCGCCUCCACGUCUGCCCCCUGCCCGGGGCCAGGGCCCAGCAGUCAUGACAGACACCCCAGUGGAGGAAUCCCUCUUCCAAAUCAUCCACUGCUUCCACCAGUAUGCAGCCCGGCAAGGCGAUGUGGAGACCCUGUCCCUGCAGGAGUUGCAGGCCCUGCUCGUGGACAACGUGCCCCGCUUCAUGGACAGCUUGGGCCGGAAGGAGCCGCAUUAUAUCACAGAACUGUUCCAGGCUGCAGACAAGAACAAGGACAACCAGAUCUGCUUCGAUGAGUUCCUCUACAUCUUGGGAAAGCUGGUGAAGGACUACCACCUGCAGUACCACCGGCAGCUGUGCGCUCACCACUGUGCUCAACACAGCCUCUACUAGAGGGAGCUCAGGCAGCCUCCUGCCCACCGGAGCCUGACCCAGGAGGCGGUGUGGUCUGGCUAUCAGGAACUGAAUGGAGAACCCAGCUGUGUGUGUCUCUGUGUGUGUGCACAUGUCUGUACAUGUCUGUGGAAAGGAGAGCAGUGUGAGAGAGAA
Messenger RNA from Rhinopithecus roxellana (golden snub-nosed monkey), 732 nucleotides. RefSeq names its product protein S100-A15A. Gene Ontology annotation, molecular function: calcium ion binding; transition metal ion binding. Bases 250 to 576 code for a protein of 108 amino acids. The record is from RefSeq and is a predicted model, not a curated record. Gene Ontology annotation, cellular component: cytoplasm. Lineage: Eukaryota; Metazoa; Chordata; Mammalia; Primates; Cercopithecidae. The transcript is spliced from 4 exons.